Messenger RNA from Exophiala xenobiotica, 2139 nucleotides. RefSeq lists its product as uncharacterized. The record is from RefSeq and is a predicted model, not a curated record. Bases 449 to 2035 code for a protein of 528 amino acids. The transcript has 2 exons. Lineage: Eukaryota; Fungi; Ascomycota; Eurotiomycetes; Chaetothyriales; Herpotrichiellaceae. Gene Ontology annotation, molecular function: oxidoreductase activity, acting on paired donors, with incorporation or reduction of molecular oxygen, reduced flavin or flavoprotein as one donor, and incorporation of one atom of oxygen; iron ion binding; heme binding.
GGCUUCAUCCACAGAUUGCGGGGGACAUGAUUCCAUCAACAUUGACUCGCGCAGUCCGACUCACCGUAUCACAUCGUCUACAAGGGUCCAUGAUUGCAACCGGAGAGGUCAGCAGUUGGGUGGGAUUACGGCAACAAACAGGAACCGCUAAACACUAGUCCAUCCUACAGUAAGCGCCCCUCAAUUCUCAAACGUCGCAUUUGGCUAGUUGUAUACGCAUCUCUCACACGAAAUACGAACCUGAACCAUAACCAGGCGUGCCAGGCGCACCAGGAUAUACCUUAUUGUUCCCCUCGACUCGGCCCUCCUAUUUCGUCCUCGACUUCCCAUACAAUAUUCGAUUCUCGACAGCAUUCUCUGCACAUUGGUCUGUUGACAUAACUCCAGCUCGUUUUGUCUUUGUGCUACUGUCGGUUUUGUUGCCUCUUCGUAUCGUUUUCUGUUCACCAUGGUGAACUACAAAUUCGCGGCCCUUGGCCUGCUUUUGUCGACUGUUAUCUUCUUCGUUAUCUCCUCUAUCAUCUCAAAGACACGUCAUGCUCGCAAAGCAAGACAGUGGGGAUGCCAACCCGCCCAAGAGCGGAAAGCUAAGCUACCACUCGGUAUUGAUCUCGUCUGGGACAUCAUCAAAGCCGACCAGAAUCAAGUGGUCCCUGCAUUUUUCUUCGACAUAUACAAGGGGCAAGGAGUUCCAACAUGGCGCCAAAGCAUUCUUGGUACCGAACAGUACUUGACAACGGACCCCAAAAACAUUCAAGCCAUACUCGCCACGCAAUUCAAUGACUUUGAAAUUGGAGAGCAGCGUCGCGGGAAUUUUUUCCCGGUAUUUGGGAAUGGAAUAUUCACCUCAGACGGCAAAGCAUGGGAGCACUCCCGCGCCUUGCUUCGUCCUCAAUUUGCCAGGCAGCAAGUGUCCGACCUGAACCUGGAAGAGGUUCAUGUCCAAGACAUGUUCCAACAUCUUACCACAAAAGACGGCUGGACCGAUAUAGUGGACCUUGGGCCACUGUUCUUUCGCCUGACUCUCGACUCUGCUACGGAGUUCUUGUUCGGCCAAAGUGUGAACUCCCAACUCGCUGCUCUACCAGGCUAUUCGAGCGAGAAAGUCAAACAAGCCGGCAAUCUAGAUUGGACCUCGUUCGGACGUGCUUUUGAUGCUGCUACCAUGACGGUCGGGGCACGGGGUCGGCUGGCAGAGUUAUAUUGGAUAUACUCACCUAAGCACUUCCACGAGAACAUCAAAUUGGUACACCAGUUCGCUGACUACUAUGUCAAUCUCGCCUUGACUACGGACUUGUCGUCUUUGAACGAACAUCACCUCGAAAAAGGACAGAAGAAAGAGAAAUAUAUCUUCCUGAAGGAACUCGUCCAGGCAACCCGAGACCCGGUCGAGCUUAGGAGCCAACUUCUCAACAUCCUCCUAGCCGGUCGUGAUACAACCGCUGGACUUCUCGGGUGGACAUUCUACCACCUAGUCAGACAUCCUGAUAUCUUCCAGAAACUGCGUGACACCAUCGUUGAGCAAUUCGGCACGUACGAGAAUCCCAAGGAAAUCAGCUUCGAAACACUCAAGGGCUGCUCGUAUCUGCAACACACCAUGAACGAGGUCCUUCGUCACAAUGCUACGGUUCCCAUAAAUAGUCGACGAGCAACCAAGGACACGACUAUCCCUCGAGGCGGAGGUCCAGACGGCAAUUCUCCUUUGUAUGUAUCCAAGGGAACAGAGGUGGCCUAUUCGGUCCACAUCAUGCAUAACAGGGAGGAUAUCUGGGGCCCGGAUGUUGCUGAAUUCAAGCCCGAACGCUGGGUCGGACGAAAGCCGGGCUGGGAGUUCUUGCCGUUCAACGGAGGUCCACGGAUUUGUCUGGGUCAGCAGUUCGCCCUGACGGAGGCCGGAUAUGUUAUCGUGCGCAUGCUUCAGAAGUUCGACAAGAUUGAGGAUUAUGAGACGGAUCCCAUCAUGCGGCAUCAGUACAGCGUCACGACGGCGCCUGCGAGAGUGCCGCUUCGGCUGCACGAAGCGGCUGCAAGUUAGGCAUCUAGGACGGAUACAACAGAGGGGAAUGUUUGAAAGCGCCGGAUCUGUCAAUCUCCAUUUGAGACAUUGGUAAAAGCUUCAGGUUCAGGUUCAGGUUCAGG